Molecule: messenger RNA, 1173 nt
Organism: Ramularia collo-cygni
Lineage: Eukaryota; Fungi; Ascomycota; Dothideomycetes; Mycosphaerellales; Mycosphaerellaceae
Exons: 2
Coding region: 1-1173 (390 amino acids)
Biological process (GO): carbohydrate metabolic process
Cellular component (GO): extracellular region
Molecular function (GO): chitinase activity
Source: RefSeq, a predicted model, not a curated record
AUGCUCUCCCUCGGCUUCCUAACAGCUGCUCUGCUAGCCUCCACCACAACCGCCCAAUUCAACCCCCAAUCCAAAACAAAUGUCGCAGUCUACUGGGGUCAAGGCACCGACCAACUCCGCCUGAUCGAACAUUGCAAACGUCCCGCAGUGGACAUUAUCAACAUAGGUUUCAUUAACCAAUUUCCCGGCCAGGGACAAAGUGGUGAUGAACUUCCCGGUUCCAACUUUGGAAACGCCUGCUGGGCAGACGUCUACACCAACCGCGCCGGCAAACCCUCCAAACUCUUCUCCCAAUGCCCCACCAUCGGCCCGGACAUCAUCGCCUGCCAACAAACCUACGGCAAGAAAAUCUUCCUCUCCCUAGGCGGCGGCGCCAAACCCACCAACCAAUACCUCCCCUCAGACGCCUCAGGCCUCGCCUUUGCCGAUUUCCUCUGGUCCUCUUUCGGCCCCGUAAACUCCUCCUGGACCGGUCCCCGACCUUUCGGAAACGCAACCAUCGACGGCUUCGACUUCGACAUAGAAUCCGACAUUUCCACGCCCCUCCCUUCCAACGUCCCCAGCGAUUACAUGACACGCGGAUACGUCUCCAUGGUCAAUUACUUCAAAAAUACCCUCUUCCCACAAGACCCUUCCAAAUCCUACUACCUCAGCGCCGCUCCACAAUGUAUCGUCCCAGACGCCCAUUUCGCCACCGUAAUGAACAACGCCUGGUUCGAUUUCAUGUUCAUUCAAUUCUACAAUACCCCACGCUGUUCCGCUCGAGCAGGAAUUAAUCGUUCCAAAGGCAUAGGACAAUAUGAUAUUUCCUUUGAAAGAUGGACUACAUAUGCCACGACUCUGAAUCCCAAUAUCAAAUUUUUCAUCGGUUUGCCCGGUGCCGCGGCUUCGGCUGUACAGGGGGAUUAUUUAAAUCCUGGGGAGGCGCAAUUUAUUAUUAAGAAGUUUUUUGGCAGGGCCAAGUUUGGGGGGGUUAUGGUUUGGGAGGCUACGAGUGAUUAUCGGAAUACGGUUUGUGGGAGGCCGUUUGGGGGGAUGAUGAAGGCUAUUCUUAAUGCUGUUAAUCAGGGGAAGACGGUGGAUACUGGGGCUUGUGGGGGGAAUAUUGCGAAACGGAGGGCGAGUAGGGCGGAGAGGUGGUUGGGGAUUGGUGGUGGGGAGGAGGAGGUUUAG